This is a messenger RNA of Colias croceus (clouded yellow), 960 nucleotides long. Its product is annotated as trypsin, alkaline A-like. Gene Ontology annotation, molecular function: serine-type endopeptidase activity. The transcript has 4 exons. The coding region runs from base 148 to 954 and encodes 268 amino acids. Gene Ontology annotation, biological process: proteolysis. Lineage: Eukaryota; Metazoa; Arthropoda; Insecta; Lepidoptera; Pieridae. The record is from RefSeq and is a predicted model, not a curated record.
AAGCUUACCUUUACGACUUAGGUAUGUUAUUAUAUCACCGUAAUAAACCUUUAAGAAAGUAUCGUACAAGUUGCGAUUCAUUAGUCGAAAGAAAUCUUGCAAGGUACACGAAUACAGCUUGUGCCAAAAGCAUUUAAAUUUAAAAUCAUGUUUGUGCUUCAAAUUCAGUGCGUGUUCUUAUCGUACCUUUUAACAGUACAUUGCCAAAACAUCCGUGUGUUAGGAGGAUCACCCACAACAAUACAACAAUUUCCAGUCAUAGCCCAAUUGUUACUAGACCCCUUUGGUAACGGCCAAUACUCUCAACAUUGCGCAGGCGUCAUCAUCACAUCUCGGCAUAUUCUUUCAACGGCGCAUUGCUUUCAAUAUAAUUACGAAAGUGGUAACAAUUACACGUACCCUGACUUUUGGAGGGUACGAAUUGGUUCAUCGUUCCGCUCUCGCGGUGGUGUUAUACAUAAAGUAAAGACGAUUAUUCCUCAUCGGGAAUUCGAUAAGUAUUACUUUACCAAUGAUGUUGCGGUAGUCGUGCUAACUAAGAAAAUCCUUUUUGGCUCUACAACACGACAAGCUACUAUAGCCAAUAAAGGUACAGAAUUGAGACCGAAUUCACUCUGCACUCUUAUUGGAUGGGGUGUUACACAGGUGGGAGGCCAACAAUCGGAUCAGUUGCAAUUAGCAACGAUUUUCACAGUAGAACAAUCAGAUUGUCGAUUUCGAUACAGAACUAUCGGAUCGGUUAUAGCAGACUCAAUGUUUUGCGCUGGUCGAAUUGAUGUGGACGGUAUCGACGGAUGCUUCGGAGAUUCUGGAGGACCGUUGUUUUAUAAGGGAGUGGUCACAGGAUUAGUCUCGUUUGGUUAUACAUGCGGUAACCGGUUUUACCCAGGUGUUUACACUAAAAUUUCACAUUAUAUUGAUUGGAUAGUGAAUACAAUUAGAAGAAAUAAAUAAACAUCU